AUACAGAGUGAGUCAGAAAAAGGGAAAGAGACAGACACAGAGAGAUAGAGAGACACAGACUGAGUUAGAAACAGGGGGAGAGAGAGAGAGAGACUCAGAGAAACACUCUGUACCUCCCCAUUCACCCUCGAUAACUGGGAGUGGAGCACAGGAGUGUGGAAAUACUGUCAGAUCACCCCGCAGCCUGGGCACAGUGAGUGUGUGUGUGUGUGAGAGAGAGAGAGAGGAUUGCAGCAGUGUACAAACAGCCCUGGCUGUGAAGGAACAGGAAGAGGCCAUGGCAAGGAGCUCAUCGACCAAGGUGUGCAUCUCCCUGUCAGGAAUGCGGUCUAGCUGUGAAGAGUGACAGCUCAGCUGUCUCCUCACCCCCUGAACCACCUCAAACUCAGCCCGGCUCCCUUUCCAUGUCCGUUCUGAGACUUUGCCUUCGAAGUUUGGAGAGUUACGACCUACCCACCAAUUCUGGGAUCGUCUUCGAAGACCCGUUAGAGAUCGCCAGAGUGUUUGGCGGAUGGUUUGGUACCAUGCCAGGGGAUUGGAUGUGGUAGAGGGCGACUGUGGUGGAGAGGACUGAGUGGGUCUUAUCGAUUGGUUGGCACGGUGCAGGUGAGAGUUGCAGACCAUGAAUCUGGUCAAUGGCACUGACCAUGUCAACAGCAGCAGCAAUAUUCUCAAAAACUCCAGGUUUCCGGUCAUCCCCACUGUCAUGUUUGUCUUUGGGGUGGUGGGGAAUCUGGUUGCCAUUGUGGUCCUCUGUAAGUCUCGGAAGGAGCAGAAGGAGACUACGUUCUACGCCCUGGUGUGUGGGUUGGCAGUGACUGAUCUCCUGGGGACCUGCCUGGUCAGUCCCAUCACAAUCAUCACCUACAUCACCGGGGACUGGCCUGGGGACACCGCGCUCUGUGAGUACGACUCUUUUGUCCUCCUGUUCUUCGGGACAUCAGGUCUCAGCAUCAUCUGUGCCAUGUCCAUCGAGAGGUACCUCGCCAUUAACCACGCUUACUUCUACAACCACUUUGUGGACAAGAAGCUGGCGGGUGUGACCUUGUUCACCAUCUACCUGAGCAACACCCUGUUCUGCGCCCUGCCCAACUUCGGCCUGGGCAAGACCGUCCAGCAGUUCCCUGACACCUGGUGCUUUAUCGACUGGCAGACGAAGGAGCCCCGGCAUGCUGUCUACUCCUACAUGUACGCCGGCUUCAGCUCCUUCCUCAUCCUGGUGACCGUCAUCUGUAAUGUGCUGGUGUGCGUCGCCCUGAUCCGAAUGCACCGGCAGUUCGUGCGGCGGACCUCGCUGGGCCACGACCCCCGGCUCCGGGAACUGCGGCGCCGCAGGAGUUUCCGCCGCAUGGCUGGGGCCGAGAUCCAGAUGGUCAUCCUGCUGAUCGCGACCUCUGCUGUGGUGCUGGUCUGCUCCAUCCCGCUGGUGGUGAGGGUGUUUAUUAACCAGCUGUACCGUCCUGCUGUUCCAAAGGACUACUCUAACCCUGACCUAAUGGCGAUUCGCAUUGCGUCGGUUAACCCAAUCCUCGAUCCAUGGAUCUAUAUCCUGCUCCGUAAAACUGUCCUCACCAAACUCCUGGAGAAGAUCAAGUGUCUGUUCUGUAAGCUGGGCGGGCGGGCCACUCACACCAACAGCAGCUUCCAGCACCUCGGCCCUCGGCGUUUCUCAGCUGCCUCCAGUCAGUCUCCCUCUUUCAUCUCCAGGGAGCUGGCCAAUGACAACACCUCACAAACUCUGCUCUACCAGUUUGAGCUGACCGAUGUGUUGCCGGGCUCUGCGGGAACGCGAUCGAGUCUGAAGCAAGCGCCAUCCCAACUGGACAGUGGGCUCCCACAGGCAGAGUGUCAAACACAGGGAAAGACACCGGUGGUCAACACCGAUAGCUCCUUACAAGUUACCUUCACAAAAGAGCAAACAGGACUGGCUGAGAAAUGCAUAUAAACCUGCGGCAGCAGCACAGAAAGGACGAUAUCCAGGAGACCCUGUGUCCAUUGGAUCCAGGGGAAUGAUGCAAACUGAACUGUAUGUAGCCCUGAGGGUGCUGAGUGUGUACUGUGACGUGUACAUAAUCCAGAAGAGUACGGACUGAAAUGCAUGUGACCCAGAAGCAUCUUGACUGACGUACAUGGCUCCAGGGCUGGGGAGGAUGUGCUCUAACUGUACAUUACCUGGGGCAUUAGUCCAGACAGAGUUGUAUGAUGCUGGCUGUGUGCUGUGUGGGGCACAGCUAAUAUUGCGUUCCUGAUUUUGAGUUAUCAGUAAGAUGUGUGCUCUAUCCUUCUCUGUGAGAAGAUUACAGUGUAACCCGUGAUGUGGUUUGUUUGUGUGACUGUGAUGCUAUUUCCU
Messenger RNA from Chiloscyllium plagiosum (whitespotted bambooshark), 2350 nucleotides. RefSeq names its product prostaglandin E receptor 4 (subtype EP4) a (gene ptger4a). The record is from RefSeq and is a predicted model, not a curated record. Gene Ontology annotation, molecular function: prostaglandin E receptor activity. Gene Ontology annotation, biological process: positive regulation of cytosolic calcium ion concentration; adenylate cyclase-activating G protein-coupled receptor signaling pathway; inflammatory response. Lineage: Eukaryota; Metazoa; Chordata; Chondrichthyes; Orectolobiformes; Hemiscylliidae. Gene Ontology annotation, cellular component: plasma membrane.